GAGGACACGACUAACGCGUCAUUGGACAUCGUUUACCUACCCCCUGCCCUCAUUAUUGCAUCUUUUUUCCGCGAUGCGAGUCCUACGCGUCGUCUUGUUACUGGUCGCUUCUUUCUCAGUUACUGUCGAUGCAGCCUCAGAUGUCAAGCCCGCAUUACCUGACCUCUAUGAGGCUUCGGUAACGGAACUUCAGGCUGCUUUGGACGCAGGUCAUUUCACAAGUGUUGAGUUAGUGAAGGCAUACUUCUCUCGUAUCGACGAAGUGAACCUCAAGGGUCCUGAGCUGCGUGCAGUCCUUGAGACAAAUCCAUCCGCGCUCAGUCAAGCAGCAACUCUAGACAAAGAACGCAAGAAGUCUGGGAAACGAAGUCUGCUCCAUGGAAUCCCUGUUCUGCUCAAAGACAAUAUCGCGACUAUCGCGACUGAAGGCAUGAAUACAACAGCUGGAUCUUUCAGCUUGCUCGGCUCAGUUGUUCCGGACGACGCUGGUGUUGUGAAACGACUGCGCAAAGCUGGCGCGAUCAUCCUAGGGAAAGCGAAUUUGUCCGAAUUCGCUCAUUUCCGAGGCAACCUGGCAUCAGGCUGGUCAGGUCGCGGGGGUCAAUGCACCAAUGCCUACUUUCCUCACGCUGACCCUUGCGGGUCAUCCAGUGGGUCGGGCGUGGCUGCUUCAAUAGGACUCGCCGCAGUCACUUUGGGUUCAGAAACAGAUGGGAGUAUUACUUGUCCUUCGAGUAAUAAUAACCUAGUUGGCAUUAAGCCUACUGUUGGGUUGACUUCGAGAGCGGGGGUCGUACCCAUAUCCAAUCAUCAAGAUACUAUAGGCCCAAUGGUCCGCUCCGUUUCAGACGCAGCCAUAGUGCUAUCCAUAAUAGCUGGCCCAGAUCCAAACGACAAUUUCACCCUCGCUCAACCUACACCUGUCCCCGACUUCACACGCGCGCUCACAAAUCCAAACGCACUCCGAGGCAGGCGGAUUGGCGUCCCUCGAAGAGUGUUUUUGAAUGAUGGUGUCACAGGCAAUGACCCAUUUGUUAACGUGGCUUUUCAAGAAGCGUUAGAGACGAUCAAACGUUUGGGAGCAACUGUGGUUGAUCCUGCAGAUUUACCGAGUGCGGAUGAGAUCGUUGUGUCGGAUAACGAGACCUUUGUGUUGGAUGUGGACUUCAAGAUUCAGUUGAACGCGUAUUACGCUGCAUUGUUAAAGAAUCCGUCAGGCGUUCGUUCGCUUGCACAGCUCAUCCAAUUCAACGAUGACAAUCUUGCAUUGGAAGAACCUCCGCGUUUCGAGGACCAAUCUCAACUAAUUGAAUCCGAGGCAACUACAGGAAUGAACUCAACUUGUUUCGCGGCUCUUGCAUUUGACAAAGACCUUGGCGCUACUCGAGGCAUCGACGCUGCCCUCAAAGCACAUCAGCUCGAUGCCUUGGUAUUACCAGCACAAGGAUUCACAACUGUUCCCGCAGCCAUAGCCGGGUAUCCCAUCGUCACCGUCCCGCUCGGGUUUUACCCUUCCAAUGUGACGAUCGCUCUAGCAGGCCCGGAGACAGUAUAUCCCGCUCCAGGCGUACCUUUUGGCUUAUCAUUUCUUGGGACGGCGUUCAGCGAGAUGGAAUUGAUCAGUUUCGCGUUUGCAUACGAACAAAAGACUCAGACUAGGCUGAAGAGGAGGGCAUUUCUGGAGGCGAUUCCGAAGACACAGUUGAUUGAUGUCAUUGGGAAGUAACAUAUAUAGCGGGAUGCCAACGGGAGUCACUUGUGAGUAUAUUUUGAACGCUACCGGCUUAUCACUGCUCAGACUGGUGCUUGUGUUAAUGUGUCUCACGCAGGAUAACCCUCGGGUUGUAUUUCAUGUGGUGUAGCAGCUAUGUAUAUGUGCGCAGUCAAUCUGAAUACACCCGAAGAAUACUUGCGAUAGCACAAAUAAGUUUCAGACAAAGAUAUCUUAGGAUUGUCUAGAGAAUAUUUUCGAUGAAAAUAUUAUAAAAACAUUAAAGGAAGGCGCU
Molecule: messenger RNA, 2006 nt
Organism: Somion occarium
Lineage: Eukaryota; Fungi; Basidiomycota; Agaricomycetes; Polyporales; Cerrenaceae
Source: the annotation of a GenBank genome assembly